Molecule: messenger RNA, 2013 nt
Organism: Malassezia japonica
Lineage: Eukaryota; Fungi; Basidiomycota; Malasseziomycetes; Malasseziales; Malasseziaceae
Exons: 2
Coding region: 1-2013 (670 amino acids)
Biological process (GO): vesicle-mediated transport; mitotic spindle elongation
Cellular component (GO): Golgi membrane
Source: RefSeq, a predicted model, not a curated record
AUGACGCGUCCGCAGUGCGAGUCGCCCGUACGCCUUGCGGCGGACUCGGCGCCCACCGCGCACGCGUCAGCGACACCGAGCCGGAGGCCCCCCCCCGGCCGCAGCAUCUCGAUCGCUACCGACGUCAAGUCGCCGCUGAACCACCGCCAUCCGCUCCGUCCGCAGGAUGGUGCGGCGCCGGCCCUCGGCCAGAGUCCCCCUGCGCUGGUGCAGCGCGGGAGCCCUGCCCCCGUCUCGCCGAGCGCGAGUUCGACGUGGGCGAACGGCGCGCGGCCGUGGAGUCCGACGCACACUCGCAAUCUCGGCCGCGCCGCCGCCUAUGCGGCGCAGAGCAUUGUCGAUGUCGUCGCGCGCUCUCUCUCGCCCACGCUACAGGCGUCCACGCUGUUCGAGUCGCCGACCGUCAUGUCGCCGACGCAGAUGACGCCGUUCCACGAGCUGAUUGACGGCGGCAGCCGCACCGAAUCGCCCGAGGCGUUUCUGCAUGCCAAGCAGCGCGCCACGGUCUCGAAGCGCACGCGGCGACGCAACACACCCGACCUUCAGCCCCGUACGCAACCCGAGCGCAUGCACAGCGUCGACUCGGAGCAUGCGGCGGUCCGCAUGAUCUCGUCCCGGGCACAGACGCCGGCCGAAGAGUACAUCGCACGCCACCCCCUGGCCGCGCGGCCGAUCCAGCCGCCGAGCGAGCAUACCAUUUCGAUGCACUCCGCGCCGCGGCGCCGUGUGGCUGCGUGCGCGCCGUGCCCGGCGCCGCGCCGCCCCCGCUGGUCGCGCGAACGGCUGCUGAGCGCGAUGCACCAGUUUGGAGCGACGCUGCAGCUGCUUGUGCACCCCCGCGAGCUCGCGGCGUGUGUCUGGCGGCGCGGCGCGGCGCAGGCCCGGUACUGGGACGAGGCCUUCCGCGAGCCAGACACCGGCGCUCGGUGCUGGCACCCGCCGUGGCUCCAUGCGUACAUCCCCCUGAUGAUCUGGCUCGGGGUGACGCUCGCGAGCACCGCGAUAGUCGUCGUCUUCCACUCGGCCGUCUUUGGCAUGCUGGACGCACUGUCUGUCGCGCUGCGGCGCCGCGGCGUCGUGGGCCGCGUCCUGUUUGGCGUGAUGAUCUUUGUAACGACCUUCCCCCCCUUCCCCCUGUAUUCUACCCUGGUCGUCCUGUCGGGCUUUGCGUUCGGCAUGUGGCAGGGAUUCAUGGUGAGCUAUGUCGCGGCGCUGCUGGGCGCGCUGACCGUCUUUUCGCUCUCGCGCUCCUUCCUGCACGGCUGGAUGACGCGCCUGCUGCGAGCGAGCGGCGGCCUGAGCAAGGUGGUGCGUGCGAUCGAGAAGCAGCCGCGGCUCUUGUUCCUGGUGCGCCUCGCGCCCUAUCCCUACAACCUGCUCAACACGCUCCUCGCGAGCUCGACGGUGCUGACGCUGCGGACGUACAUGCUGUGCACGGCGUGUGCGCUUCCGAAGCUCAUGGUGCACACCGCGCUUGGCGCGUCGAUCAAGAGCUUUGCGCAGUACCACGCGCCCGCAUCGAGCGGCAACAUGGGCGUGCUCGUCGCAGAGACACACGAGCCCGAAAAAGAGCGCGCCGAGACCGUGCGCCAGGUGGCCAGCUUUGUGGGUAUCGCGCUGUGUAUCGGCAUCUUUUUCUAUAUCUACCACGUCACCUCCCGCGCAGUCGACGAUCUCGAGGACAAGAGCGAGGGCGAGGCCGCCGCGGAGCUCGACGAACUGCUCGGCACGUCGGAGGAGCUCGAGUCGGACAAGGACGAGGCGCCCUACUCGCCGAGCCAGGCAACGCCGAUCGAGCCGACGUGGGUGCACCCCGCGCUGCAGCGGCGCCGCAGUACUCCGCUCUUUGCGCCAGAGAGCGCCGAAGCAAAAGACGUACUCUACGCGCCGAGCGUCUAUGCCCCGUCGGAGCUCGGGCGGAGCGCGAGCCUGCACCAGGCGCGGCGGCCGCUGUCGAUCGCCGAGCAGAUCGACGAGAUGGAACGCGCCGCGGAGGCGCAUGGAUCAAGGUAA